This is a messenger RNA of Colossoma macropomum (tambaqui), 2666 nucleotides long. RefSeq names its product stanniocalcin 1 (gene stc1). The record is from RefSeq and is a predicted model, not a curated record. Gene Ontology annotation, cellular component: extracellular region. The coding region runs from base 412 to 1164 and encodes 250 amino acids. Gene Ontology annotation, molecular function: hormone activity. NCBI's taxonomy places the organism in Eukaryota, Metazoa, Chordata, Actinopteri, Characiformes, Serrasalmidae. The transcript has 4 exons. Gene Ontology annotation, biological process: intracellular calcium ion homeostasis.
GUUUCGUGCAUGCAUUUUUGAAUGUAGGCGCGCGAGAGCGGCACGGCGCGCCGUGAUUGGGCGAAAGCCCCGGGGCACACGACGUCUAUCGCGCAUUGCCAUAUAUAUAAAGCGGCGACCCGCGCGCUCCUGUCAUGCACGCGAGGAGAAACUGGCAAAGAGGAGUGAAGAGGAGGAGGAGAAGGAAGAAGAAAAAGACGAAGAAGAAGAGGAGAAAGGGGUAGGAAGAUCAAUAGCGAGCUCGAGCUCAAUAAGCAGCAGCAGCAGCACCGGCAACGACAGACAUCCAUCUAAAUCUGCAGCGGAGUCCGGAGCGCGAGCGCCGCGUUUGCAGGAGGAGAAAGCGUCGUGUUGCUGCUGAGUAGCGCGCGAGGGAGAGAGAAAGAGAAGGAGAAAAAGAGAGAGAGAGAGAUGCCGCCGAGGACAGGACUCGUGCUGCUCGUCGUGCUCGUGGUGUCGGCGCACGAGCUGGACCUGAACGAGUCGUUUUCGCCGAGGAGAGCGCGCUUCUCCGCCAACAGCCCCUCGGACGUGGCCCGUUGUUUGAAUAGCGCCCUCCAAGUGGGCUGUGGUGCCUUCGCUUGUCUUGAAAACUCUACAUGUGACACAGAUGGAAUGCAUGACAUCUGCAAGUCCUUUCUCUACAGCGCUGCUAAAUUUGAUACUCAGGGCAAGGCCUUUGUGAAGGAGAGCCUGAAGUGCAUCGCCAAUGGCAUCACCUCCAAGGUCUUUCUUACAGUCCGCCGCUGUUCCACCUUCCAGAGGAUGAUCUCAGAAGUUCAGGAAGAGUGCUACAGCAAGCUGGACAUCUGCACUGUGGCCAAGUCGAACCCAGAGGCCAUUGCAGAAGUGGCUCAACUGCCCAGCCACUUCCCCAACAGGUUUUAUGGGAAGCUGCUGCAGAGUUUGAUGGAGUGUGACGAAGAAACAGUAGACCUGGUGAGGGCGAAUCUGUUGACCCGGUUAGGGCCUGAGAUUGCCAUGCUCUUCCAGCUACUGCAGAACAAGCCUUGCCCAUCUGCCGUAGUACCCACUGGGACGGAGACUCGUGGAGGUUGGCGGUGGUCUGUCAGCCCCAGUACACACAAAAACCCACCUAAUCUACGCAACAGGGAUGCAGCGAAUCUCUUCAGCAAGAAACGCAACACUGGUGACAGCUCUUAACAUCAGCCCAUCUCCUGGUCCAAACUUAGUUAUCGUGCACACAUACCCUAUUGCAAAAUGAAAUCACAAAAGAAACAUAAUAGUGGUUCAUUUCCCAUCAAAAUGCAGGAAUACAUUCGUUUUCUGAAACUGGAAAAAGGCAUGCACCUAUAUAAAAACAGCUUGAAUGUCAAAACUUUGUUUAUCAGUUAAAAUAUUUCAUUAAUGUUGACACAAAUAACUAAAAUUCAAAGGAGAAUUCUGGCUACUUUAUCAACCAAGCUUUUCAUGUUCAGAGAUUGAUCCAUGCACAGGUAAAGUCUCGUUUACAAAGUCAAUGUAGAUACCGUCAACCAUGAGGAUUAACCUUACAUCCAGGCCAUUGUGUAGAGACUUCUUAGAUAGAUUAUAAAUAUAUUAUUUUCAAGAAAGUAUCUAAAGGGGAAAAAACAAAAGUAAUACGAUAAUUAUAGAUAACCAUUUCUAAUCAACAUAUCUUAAUGAGAUUACAACGAAGAAAAUGUGUGUAUAUAUACUGGAUCUAUUGUUAAUGUGAAAUAGUUGGCAUGUGCUAUAAAUAUGAGAGUGUACUAUUUAUUUAUUAACAGAUAUUUUACUAUUUUUAGCUGUUAAUCUUAAAUUGCCACUAGCCUUUUUGUGAAAGCUCACCUACUAGGUGAUAUAUAUAUAUAUAAAAUAUAUAUAUAAAAAAAAUCUUUGUGCAGGAAUUCAUAAAAAGACCAAAAACUGAAGUUCACUCCAGAUGCCAUAUCUCAUAGACCCUGAGUGCAGUAACACUAGGUGUCGAUGAGCCAUACUUAACUAAAGGUCAAUAUUUACACAAUAAAGUAGAGAUGUGAAGGAAGGGACCAUUUAACUUUAAAACAUCUCUUAUUUUUCUAAGAAAAAAACACUAAGUAACAUAAGUGGUUUAAAGGAAUUUUAUUGGAACUUUUCUUUACUCCUCUGAAAUAUUCUCUUCCUCUGCAACUCUUGCUACAAUACGGCAGAAAACCUGUUCAGGAAGUUUAUCACUAACCCUUUAGUGCAAUGUUAGUGUCACAUCACAUUUCAGAAAACUUAUUGGACAGAUGAACAACUUGCUCCCUGGUGAAUAUGACAUACAGAGGUGGGUUGAAGCACAGUUUAAACAGUGCUGCAAAGCAAAACGAUGUCUAUUUAAGAAAAAAAAGCCUUUUGAUUUAUUCAUAUUUAUUUUCCUACUAUUUUAUUUAAGUGUUUAUUUUAUUACAUUUCUAUGGAUAUUCUACAUUGGUUCAGCUAGAGGUAGUUUACCGAUAUACAUGUUCUUUGCUUUCUUUUUCUAAGUACAGUUACAUUGCUGAGUGCCCAUUUUUGGGGGCUAUCUUAGAUUUCUGGGACCUUUCACUCUAUUCUUUGUUGAGUUAACUGUAUAAGACCCAUGUAAUGACUCUGUGCUGGUCAUGGGGGAACACGUUGGUCAUUUGAGUCAGGUCACCUUCUCUGCAAGUGUUGUAUGGGACCACUAAAAAGACUAAAAC